Periconia digitata is the source of this 1635-nucleotide messenger RNA. The record is from the annotation of a GenBank genome assembly. NCBI's taxonomy places the organism in Eukaryota, Fungi, Ascomycota, Dothideomycetes, Pleosporales, Periconiaceae.
UUCCACGUUCCUCCCAAGUCUUCCCUCGCCAAUCAACCAACAAUGACAAAAGAAGUCGAAGCCUCCACCGAGGCCGCCAAACCCAUCACCCGCACAGAAGAAGCUCAGCAUGCCGCCGCCGACGAAAAGGAAAUGUCGCUGAAGCAAGCAAUAAGGCUCUAUCCCAAAGCCGUGGGAUGGUCUGUCGUUCUAUCCAGCACUCUCAUCAUGGAAGGAUACGAUCUCGCGCUGCUGGGCUCACUGUACGGAAGCCCGCAGUUCAAUAUGAAGUAUGGCGUGCAGAAUCCAGAGACGGGAAAGUGGAGUGUUCCUGCUAAUUGGCAAAGUGCGCUGUCUAACGGCGCGCGUGCUGGCGAGGUCAUUGGGCUCAUCAUCAAUGGAUUCGUCAGUGAGCGGUAUGGAUACCGCAAGACUAUGAUUGGAGCUCUGAUUUCAAUGAUUGCGUUUAUCUUCAUCUUGUUCUUCGCGCCGAACGUCCAGACGCUGGUCAUUGGAGAGGUACUUUGCGGCAUACCUUGGGGUUGUUUCCAAACGUUGAGCACUAGUUAUGCUUCGGAAGUAGCACCUGUUCAGCUCAGGCCGAUCUUGACGACGUUUGUGAAUAUGUGUUGGGUAAUGGGACAGUUCAUUGCUGCAGGAGUGAACCGUGGUUGCGUAACUCGGCAAGAUGAAUGGGCGUAUCGCAUUCCUUUCGCAUUGCAAUGGAUAUGGCCUGUUCCAAUCAUGAUAGGCGUUCUCCUAGCCCCCGAAAGCCCGUGGUGGCAUGUGCGGCGCGGUGAUAGAGCAGGUGCCCGAGUUGCACUGCUCCGUCUCACGUCGCCCGAGAAGAAUCCAAACUUCAACGCCGACGAAACGAUCGCCAUGAUUGAGCACACCAACGAACUCGAGAAGCAGAUCACCGCAGGGACGAGAUGGAGAGAUCUUUUCAAGGGGAACGAUUUGAGGAGGACCGAGAUUGUAUGCUUUGCGUGGAUCGCGCAGACAAUCUGCGGAACGAACAUCAUGGGAUACUUCGCCUACUUUAUGCAAAAAGCCGGAUUGCCAACCAUCCAAUCCUUCAACAUGUCCAUGAUCUCCCUCGCCCUCGGCCUCCUAGGAACAAUGGGCUCAUGGUUCCUAAUGCGGCACCUCGGCCGGCGCACCAUCCACUUAUCGGGGGGCAUCAUGCUCUUCCUAACGCUCCUAAUCGUGGGAUUCUGCUCCCUCUCCAACACGGCGGCGUCGAAAUGGGCGACAGGCGGCAUGCUCAUCCUCUUCGUCUUCAUCUACGACUUCACCAUUGGCCCCGUCACGUACUCGAUCGUUUCGGAGAUGUCGUCGACGCGGCUCAAGGCCAAAACCAUUGUCCUCGCUCGCGCCCUGUACAACAUGUCCAACAUCGUUGUCAACGUCCUGACAAACUACCAGCUCGGUGAAGCGAGUUGGAACUGGGGGGCCAAGACGGCGUUUUUUUGGGCGGCGACGUGCGGGGUUGUCGUUUUGUGGACGUUUUUUCGGUUGCCGGAGCCAAGGGGGAGGACGUAUGGGGAGCUCGAUGUGCUGUUUGAACGCAAGAUUAGCGCGAGGAGGUUUGCGAGUACCGAGGUCGAUCUCGCGCUGCAUGUUGUCCCUGUGGCUGGGACUUCUGAGAAAUAG